Messenger RNA from Elephantulus edwardii (Cape elephant shrew), 3354 nucleotides. RefSeq names its product diacylglycerol kinase, zeta (gene DGKZ). The record is from RefSeq and is a predicted model, not a curated record. The coding region runs from base 1 to 3354 and encodes 1117 amino acids. Gene Ontology annotation, molecular function: protein binding; ATP-dependent diacylglycerol kinase activity. Lineage: Eukaryota; Metazoa; Chordata; Mammalia; Macroscelidea; Macroscelididae. Gene Ontology annotation, cellular component: nucleus. The transcript has 31 exons. Gene Ontology annotation, biological process: intracellular signal transduction; lipid phosphorylation; regulation of synaptic transmission, glutamatergic.
AUGGAGACCUUCUUUAGGAGACACUUCCAGCGGAAGGCUCCAGGCCCUGGAGAGGGGCAGCGGCGGCCGAGUCGUGUGGGCUUACCCACGAGCAAGGCCCAGCGCCGCUCCCCUGUUGGCCAGGCAUCCUCCACGCUGGCCCAGCGGCGUCGCUCCAGCGCCCAGCUGCAAGGCUGCUUCCUGAGCUGUGGGGUGGGGGCCCUGGGCACUGGCCGACGCCGCUCCAGCACUGCGCCCCCUGCCUGCAACCCUCGCUUCACUGUGGACAGAGUGGCCACCUCUCAACCUGCCACGUUUGGGGCCCUGCUGCUGGCUGGGCUUGUGGGCAUGGAAGAGGAGGAGACAGAGGAGGGGGAGAGUAGGGCCCAGGAGGAGGAUGUGCAAACUGAGACAUCGAUUGCUACCAAGUCAGGGGACAAGAGACCAGAGUCGCCUCCACUCUUGAGUGCCAAGCCUCUGGUGCCCCGUUACCUACGCAGGUGCCAGGCCUCACGCCUACUCCCAGCUGAUAUGGUCUAUGACCCCACUUUCUGGGGCCUGCAGGGCUGCUAUCGGCGCCUCAGCCAGCAUCGGCCCACAGGCCAACACCCAGGCCCAGGAGGCCGAAGAUCUUCUGGGACCACGGCCUGCCUGGCUUUCCCCAGCCGUGUGUGCCCACUGUCCCGCCGGCGCCAGGUGGCCCUGCGGCGCAAGCCUGCCAGACCUCAGGCCUGGAGCACCCUGUUUGCGAAAGCCAUCACCAAAUCGGGCCUCCCACACCUGGCACCCCCUCCACCUGCACCUGGGGCUCUGUGUGGCGAGUCAGAGCGGCAGAUCCGGAGCACUGUGGACUGGAGUGAAUCAGCAGCAUAUGGAGAGCACAUCUGGUUUGAGACCAACGUGUCGGGGGACUUCUGCUACGUUGGGGAGCAGUACUGUGUAGCUAAGAUGCUGAAGUCCGUGUCCAGGAGGAAGUGCGCAGCCUGUAAGAUCGUGGUACACACGCCCUGCAUUGAACAGUUAGAGAAGAUCAAUUUCCGCUGUAAGCCCUCCUUCCGGGAAUCGGGCUCCAGGAAUGUCCGAGAGCCCACCUUUGUGCGUCACCACUGGGUCCACCGACGACGCCAGGAUGGCAAGUGUCGGCACUGCGGGAAGGGCUUCCAGCAGAAGUUCACCUUCCACAGCAAAGAGAUUGUGGCCAUCAGCUGUUCCUGGUGCAAGCAAGCAUACCACAGCAAGGUGUCGUGCUUCAUGCUGCAGCAGAUCGAGGAGCCCUGCUCGCUGGGUGUCCACGCUGCCGUGGUCAUCCCGCCCACCUGGAUCCUCCGCGCCCGCAGGCCCCAGAACACCCUCAAGGUGAGCAAGAAGAAAAAGAGAGCGUCCUUCAAGAGAAAAUCGAGCAAGAAAGGGCCUGAGGAGGGCCGUUGGAAACCCUUCAUCAUCAGGCCCACCCCAUCCCCGCUUAUGAAGCCCUUGCUGGUGUUUGUGAACCCCAAGAGCGGGGGUAACCAGGGCGCUAAGAUCAUCCAGUCCUUCCUCUGGUACCUCAACCCCCGGCAAGUCUUCGACCUGAGCCAGGGCGGGCCAAGAGAGGCGCUGGAGAUGUACCGAAAAGUACACAACCUGCGGAUCCUGGCCUGUGGGGGUGACGGCACGGUCGGCUGGAUCCUGUCCACACUGGACCAGCUGCGCUUGAAACCACCACCCCCUGUUGCCAUCCUGCCUCUGGGUACUGGCAAUGACUUGGCCCGGACCCUCAACUGGGGUGGGGGCUACACAGAUGAGCCCGUGUCCAAGAUCCUCUCCCACGUGGAAGAGGGGAACGUGGUGCAGCUGGACCGCUGGGACCUCCAGGCUGAGCCCAACCCUGAGGCAGGGCCUGAGGAGCGGGACGAGGGCGCCACCGAUCGGCUGCCUCUGGAUGUCUUCAACAACUACUUCAGCCUGGGCUUUGAUGCCCACGUCACUCUGGAGUUUCACGAAUCUCGAGAGGCCAACCCAGAGAAGUUCAACAGCCGCUUCCGGAACAAGAUGUUCUAUGCCGGGACAGCCUUCUCCGACUUCCUGAUGGGCAGCUCCAAGGACUUGGCCAAGCACAUCCGAGUGGUGUGUGAUGGCGUGGACCUGACUCCCAAGAUUCAGGACCUGAAACCCCAGUGCAUCGUUUUCCUGAACAUCCCCAGGUACUGCGCGGGCACCAUGCCCUGGGGCCACCCUGGGGAGCACCAUGACUUUGAGCCCCAGCGGCAUGAUGAUGGCUACCUCGAGGUCAUUGGCUUCACCAUGACAUCCCUGGCAGCGCUGCAGGUGGGCGGGCACGGUGAGCGGCUGACGCAGUGCCGGGAAGUGGUGCUCACCACGUUCAAGGCCAUCCCAGUGCAGGUAGAUGGGGAGCCCUGCAAGCUUGCAGCCUCCCGCAUCCGCAUUGCUCUGCGCAACCAGGCCACCAUGGUGCAGAAGGCCAAGCGGCGGAACGCCACCCCGCUGCACAGCGAUCAGCAGCCAGUGCCUGAGCAGCUGCAGAUACAGGUGAGCAGAGUCAGCAUGCACGACUACGAGGCUCUGCACUAUGACAAGGAGCAGCUCAGAGAGGCCUCUGUGCCUCUGGGCACUGUGGUGGUCCCGGGAGACAGCGACCUGGAGCUCUGCCGUGCACACAUCGAGAAGCUCCAACAGGAACCUGAUGGUGCUGGAGCCAAGUCCCCUAUGUGCCAGAAACUGUCCCCCAAGUGGUGCUUCCUGGAUGCAACUACUGCCAGCCGCUUCUACAGGAUCGACCGGGCCCAGGAACACCUCAACUAUGUGACUGAGAUCGCCCAGGACGAGAUCUACAUCCUGGACCCUGAGCUGCUGGGGGCAUCGGCUCGGCCUGACCUCCCCACUCCUACCUCCCCUCUCCCCACCUCCCCCUGCUCACCCACGCCCCGGUCACUGCAAGGGGAUGCUGCACCCCCUAAAGGUGAAGAGCUGGUUGAGGCCGCCAGGAGGAACGACUUCUGUAAGCUACAGGAGCUGCAUCGAGCAGGAGGUGACCUCACACACCGGGAUGAGCAGAGCCGCACGCUCCUGCAUCAUGCGGUCAGCACCGGCAGCAAGGAUGUGGUCCGCUACCUGCUAGACCAUGCCCCUGCAGAGCUCCUUGAUGCUGUGGAGGAGAACGGGGAGACAUGUCUACACCAGGCCGCAGCCCUGGGCCAUCGCACCAUCUGUCACUACAUCGUGGAGGCUGGGGCCUCACUCAUGAAGACAGACCAGCAGGGCGACACUCCCCGGCAGCGGGCUGAGAAGGCGCAGGACACAGAGCUGGCCGCCUACCUGGAGAACAGGCAGCACUACCAGAUGGUCCAGCGGGAAGACCAGGAGACAGCCGUGUAG